Messenger RNA from Aaosphaeria arxii CBS 175.79, 643 nucleotides. RefSeq lists its product as uncharacterized. The transcript has a single exon. Bases 156 to 497 code for a protein of 113 amino acids. The record is from RefSeq and is a predicted model, not a curated record. NCBI's taxonomy places the organism in Eukaryota, Fungi, Ascomycota, Dothideomycetes, Pleosporales.
AUGGCCCCUCCUCACUCAAGAUCUGACUAUUGCAUUACCCCUCAUACAAUACUCGUCGUGCUCAUGCUCAUGCUCACUCUCAUGCUCGAAUCCUUGUGGAGAAUGCAAAAGACGUGGAUAAUGCCAUCGAGAUCGAAUCAAAUGGGGAAGUCAAAAUGACUCCGCAAAUCGCGUCACCGCUCACCGCCCUGGCGUUUCCCUCCUCCCAUUCGCCAAUGACUUUAACCCAUCCUCAAACACGGAGUGAGGACACAGAGCAGCGUAGCAUAGACAAGGAGAAGGUACGCCCGAACGCCGGACAGACAGAUGGACAGAUGACAGGAAUCUGCAAGAUUGCUGCAAGAUUUUAUGCAAGAGAGGAGGGAAGGGAAAGAGUACGAGUAGAUCUCUUUUUGAAGCUCUGGCUUGCUUCUGCUUCUGCUUCUGCGACCGGGGGGGCGAGAGCGAGGGACUGGCCUCCCCUCCACUUUCUUGGCGGAGCAUCCCUGUCACUCUAACAUUUUCUUUCCCACCCCCCACUCGUCAUACUUCCAUACCCGUACUUGUACAUACGCAAUAUCUGCAUAUCACAAAAAACAUCAACAACAUCUGAACCGUCGUGCAUACCUCCGCUUCCCCCUCCCCGCCGCCGUCAUGAGCAAAU